UCAACUAGAAGGGAAAAUUUUAUACUGAGCAGCAGCCUUGCUUGAAACUUGGGAAGUUUCCCCAAUGGAUGAUAUGCAGCAAAAACUUAUUGCUCUGCUUCUCAUUUCAGCGUCAAGCUUGAUUGUCCUAGUCGUCUCAUCCCCAGAAAUCUGCACCGUCUCAGCAUGUUACCCCAACGAACCUACGAUUCGAUUCCCGUUCCGGCUGCAGAGCGUCCAACCAAAGGAGUGCGGCUACCCAGGCUUCGACUUAACCUGCGACAGCACCAUUCUGAUUACAUCUCUCCAGCUCCAAAAUGUAAAUGCAUCACCACCUCAGAGAUUCAGCGUCCAAGCCAUAGACUAUGCCUCCCAAGAAAUAUGGCUAAAUGAUCCCGGCGACUGCCUUCCUCAGCGUCUUUUAAAUUUGAAUCUUUCGGGUUCUCCUUUCACGGCCGUCUCCCAUCAAGAUUUUACCUUGUUUAAUUGCUCCAUCCAUCACAGACUUCACAACUUCAAUCCUAUAGCUUGUCUUGGUGGUUCUGGCUACAAUAUUGUUGCUACGUCUUCAGAGAGGGCUUCCAGGAUCCUAGCUUCUUCGUGCAGCGUCGUAUCAACCAUUCCCGUCCCAGUUCAGUUGCCGUAUUAUGAGGAGGUUUGGUCCUCGGAUCUCAGCGAAGACAUCAGACUCACUUGGGAUUCACCCCAAUGCGGCAAAUGCGAGUCAAGGGGGGGAAGAUGCGGGCUCAAGAGCAAUUCCACUGAUCACAUCGAAUGCAUAACUCAACAUGCAGGGCUUCCGAGAGGCGCUCGGUAUGCCAUCAGCGUGGGAGCAGGAGUGCCCACACUUUUGUUCGUCAUAGGGCUCGUCUGCUUCGUUUGCGGAAGAUUCAAGGCCUGCCGCAGACAGCCCUACCCAGUCAUUGAGUUCUCCUCCGCCGUGGCACAUCAGCCCACUUUAUUAUCCGGCCUGGAUGGGGCCAUCAUAGAAUCCUAUCCAAAAACAGUACUGGGUGAGAGCAGACGCCUUCCCAAGCCCAAUGAUACUGUUUGCCCAAUCUGCUUGAGCGAUUACAAGCCCAAGGACACGCUCAGGACCAUUCCUGCUUGUCAGCAUUGCUUCCAUGCAGAUUGCAUUGAUGAAUGGCUUCGGUUGAACGCUGCCUGUCCCGUUUGCCGGAAUAAUCCAAAGCAGUCACCGCCGGCGCUCGAACCAGCUCCGGCUCCAGCUUCUGAUAAUAAUGUUUGAUGAAUUAUGAUCCUUCAGAUCUGCAUAUAUCACAUGCCAAGGAUUGUUGAACACGAUGAGACAAAAAUGAUCGACUCUGGAUUUGAUGGAAAAGUUUUGGUUUAAUAGUUAAAGUUAAAUUCACAAUAAUUAGAGAUUCUAAAUUUAAAUCCCUUCUCAUCUUUUUUAAAUCCCAUCCCUCCCUUUAGACAUGGCCACUAUUCCAUCGGUUCCAGUUUAAAACCGACAAUUCUAGUCAUUCUAAAAUGUGGAGCCUAAUCCAACUCUUAUAAGAAUGGUCACGGUUCUUUUUGGUCUA
This is a messenger RNA of Coffea eugenioides, 1526 nucleotides long. RefSeq names its product putative RING-H2 finger protein ATL21A. The coding region runs from base 65 to 1228 and encodes 387 amino acids. The record is from RefSeq and is a predicted model, not a curated record. Lineage: Eukaryota; Viridiplantae; Streptophyta; Magnoliopsida; Gentianales; Rubiaceae. The transcript has 2 exons. Gene Ontology annotation, molecular function: polysaccharide binding.